GACCUUUACUUCAAAUUUCCGCAUUUUUGAUUUGGAGCAAGGAGCUUUCGCUUCAUAAAAGUUUACCGUGCCUUCAGGUAUAGCACUUAAAAACAGCCACGUAAAAAUGUCACGGUUUUUCCUCAGAGCAGGAUUCAGGAGAUGCAUCGCCCCUCAGAUUAGGAUGAUGUCUGAUCAGCUUGGAGAGUUGGGCAAGGGAGCAGGCAAAGGAGGAGGUGGAGGUGGCUCUGUGAGGGAGGCAGGUGGUGCAUUUGGAAAGAGACAAGUAGCAGAGGAGGAGCGGUACUUCAGGCAGAGGGAGAAAGAGCAGAUGGAGGCGCUAAGAAAGCAUCAUGCAGAGGAGAUUGAACACCACAAAAAGGAGAUUGAGCGCCUACAGAAGGAGAUCGACCGCCACGUGGGCAAAAUCAGAAAGCUGUCACAUGAUGAUUAAAGCUGAGAAGCCUGUUAUGGUUUCCCCUCCUGAGAGUCCGGCCAUUUAAGUUGCCCAGUCAAUGAUUAUGAUACGGAUAUUGACUGAUUUACUGCUGGUCAAGGCAGGUCCUGUAUGGCACUUCAUACUGACUCCAUAGAUACUAAUAUAACAAUAAAGUGCAUUUUUGAAUAA
Messenger RNA from Cheilinus undulatus (humphead wrasse), 607 nucleotides. RefSeq names its product ATPase inhibitor A, mitochondrial-like. The transcript is spliced from 3 exons. Gene Ontology annotation, molecular function: ATPase inhibitor activity. Bases 107 to 433 code for a protein of 108 amino acids. Gene Ontology annotation, cellular component: mitochondrion. Gene Ontology annotation, biological process: negative regulation of ATP-dependent activity. The record is from RefSeq and is a predicted model, not a curated record. Lineage: Eukaryota; Metazoa; Chordata; Actinopteri; Labriformes; Labridae.